AUGUCUCCUGCCUCUCGAGCCGUCGCCGGCGGCCCCCAAUCCAACCCGGUCUGCAUCCGACAAGCCGUUGGGCCCGCCGACAUCGCAGCCGUGAGAGAGUGCUUCCAAGCUUACACGGAAUGGCUCAACGAGGACAUUUCCUUUCAAAACUACGCCGCUGAGCUCGACGGACUGCCGGGAAAGUAUGCACCCCCAUCCGGCGCCUUGCUGCUCGCCGUUAAUCCCUCCGACGACCGGGCCUUGGGCUGCAUCGCCAUGCGGCCGAUACAGCUCAAGCCCGAGUAUCUUUGCAAUCGCAAAGCCAAUGUCAAAGUGUGCGAGAUGAAGCGACUGUUUGUCUACCCCGAAGCCAGGGGGCGGCAGGUUGCGAGCGCAUUGGUUCAACAAGCCAUGGCAUUGGCGCGUCGGGCAGGUCAUGACGAGAUGGUGCUCGACACCAUGAUCAGAAUGCAGCCCGCCAUCAAGCUGUACGAGUCGCAAUGGUUUGCAGUAUCCGAGCCCUACUACUUCAAUCCUUUACCGGGAGUGGUUUAUUUCACGAGGAAUCUACGCCACGAAUCUCCAACGGGGACGUGA
Molecule: messenger RNA, 576 nt
Organism: Hirsutella rhossiliensis
Lineage: Eukaryota; Fungi; Ascomycota; Sordariomycetes; Hypocreales; Ophiocordycipitaceae
Product: acetyltransferase (GNAT) family domain-containing protein
Exons: 2
Coding region: 1-576 (191 amino acids)
Molecular function (GO): acyltransferase activity, transferring groups other than amino-acyl groups
Source: RefSeq, a predicted model, not a curated record